Molecule: messenger RNA, 5857 nt
Organism: Pararge aegeria (speckled wood butterfly)
Lineage: Eukaryota; Metazoa; Arthropoda; Insecta; Lepidoptera; Nymphalidae
Gene: Stacl
Exons: 22
Coding region: 887-4051 (1054 amino acids)
Biological process (GO): positive regulation of voltage-gated calcium channel activity; positive regulation of protein localization to plasma membrane; skeletal muscle contraction
Cellular component (GO): extrinsic component of cytoplasmic side of plasma membrane
Molecular function (GO): protein binding
Source: RefSeq, a predicted model, not a curated record
GCAGCAAUCAGUCCCACGUCGCUCGCCGACCCGUGCGCUCGCCCGAGCGCUCCGCAUUCGCGACAUCCCUAUGGACUACGAUCGACCAAACGACACAAAACUUAAACUUAACUUCAUACCCUUGUAUAAAAGCCCAAACGAACCAACCGUGUUUACAGCCAAACGAAAAUGACUCUUAAACUAUUCCCCGUAAACUUUUCCCCGCCCUCAAAUACGUAUUUUUGUGAUUAGCAACUUCAAAAGUCCUACUCAGUUCACUGUACCCAACAUGUAUCUCAGAAAUUUAUAUCGAAACCUAUUUAUACACAAGAAACGACUGAAACUUUCUACUUGCAACCUUUAAAGUUUACACCUUUGUAAUAAACAAUUUAUACGAAUAUAAAAAUAGUUUUGGACAUUAUUUUUAUCCUAAUAGUACUUGCAACUCUUGAUAGAAAUAAGUGUGACCAAAAACGUUUGUGUAAAAGUAAAACUAUAGACUGUUUAAACUUUGAUAGUGUGCUUUAUCAAAAGUGUUUUAAAUACAGUGUGUAGUUCAUCGUUUUAAGAAUCUAGUGUGUUUUAGUGCCCCUAGUGUGUGUGUUUAUGUUAAUCCUACAUAGCUAAAGCUUUGGUUGAAGACAUCUUAAGGACUAGCGACAAUUUCGCGCGAAGAAAUAUAUCCUACCUCCUAUACAUGGCUCAAAAUCUCUCCCAAAAAACAUUCCUUACUCCUAUCACGCUACAUAUAGUAGAAACAUUCCACGGUCUCCGUUUUCCAAAACGUCUUGUAUAGUAGAUAAAAUCAUUUGCCAUAUCUUCAGGCAAACUAGGUAGGUAGUAAGACAGACGCGCGUGAACCUCUUCGGAGGGCGCGAGGGGCCGGCGCGAUGCGGUCUCGCCAGGGAUGUACGUAAUAUAUCCUGCGGACGAAGUAGUUUCCCUGACAUACAGCUCGCAUUCGCUGCCACGGCCUAGGCAGCGACCGACGCUCGAUAUCAUCAUCGGGCCACCGCCGCCCUCGCCGAGAAGCGCGAAUCUCCCGACCCCGACCCCCGCCCCGCCCCGCGCCACCUCCGUCCCCAAAACGGCGCCCCCGGAGCCUGCGGAGCGCGCGCCGGCCUCGCCGUCGCCGUCGCUCGAGCGGCCGGCUAAGCAGCGCGAGCGCACCAAGGCCACCAAACUUUUUAAAAAACUCGGCCGUCAUGAGGACACCGAGUUUGGAAAAAUUGUAAGGACUCCGGCCCCCGAUGAAUUCGAACUGCCAGCGCCGCUUCCAACACCCGCCUUCUCGCGGAAGAACAUUUUCGACAGGGAUUUCGAUGCUCUGUUCGAAGUUGCGAGCACGCCCGAAUUCUGCGCGAAUAUACGCGUGACUACUCCUGAGCCAGACCGUCGGUCUGAUGUUUCUGCGGCGCAUUUCCCGUCCCCCACCGCAUCCUCCCUUAGUCUGCUCCCUCCGCGUCCGUACUCCGAACCCGCUCCAAGUUCCUCUCCGACGCUCUCCGCUCGGACCUCCUCACUAUCUACGCCUCCGACUCAACGAUCAUCGUUCGAAGGAACAAACUCAAAGCCGAAGAAAGUUAGCUUUUUCCGAAAGCUUAGUCGAGCGAAAGAUCCGUCACCAGCUCGCCCAGCCACCAUGCAGCAGCCAUCCUUGGAGAUGGCCCUUCGGGAGCUGACGCAUCCAACGCAUAAUGAGCAACUGAAAAACCAACAACAAGUCACAUUUAAGUUGGUAAAAACUGUUGCCGACUUCACAACCCAGCUGUCGCAGUUAUACGAGCGCCACUCUUCAGAGCUACAAAUACUUGUGGCGACUUUUCGGAAGCGGAACAGCGACCUGCGAAAAGAGAGAGCCACCUGCCCGUCUUCUCUAUUCCACACUUGGGAAACUCUCCUCCAGGAAGUAGAAGCAGAUGUGGUCGGGUGCAGCAACGCUUCCUCUUCACUGGAACGGGUGGUGGCAACACCGCUGAUAGAGAAGACUUUCCACAUGAAGGUGCAGGCGAGAAAACUGUUUGCGCAUCGUGAGGGCUGUGAACUCAUCCUGAGUAAAGCUGAUGACCAACUCAACAAGAGCCGCCAAGAUUAUCGGACAGCGUUCCUCAACUACUGCAACAACUCUAAUCCGACCAACUUGGCAACCUACUACGAUUCCCACAACACCUACGUGCAACAACUUAUCGCCACUAACGCCAUGAUCGAGCAGUACCAUCGACACACGUUACCAACCAUACUGCAGGAGCUGGAGGAAAUUUUGACUGAUGUUACAACCGCUGUCAGCGACGCCAUUUGUCAAGAGGGUGAAAUAAUUACAGACAAGAGCACCAACCAGUUGCGGCGAUACGAGUCCCUAUGCGCUCAUGCACGGGCUGUGUCAAGCACGGCGGACUUGGCACACCUGGCGCGCACCCUUCUCAACAACCAACCACCAAUGAGGACCCCAAAACGGGCGUUCAUGCCGCCAUAUCCUCCGGAGCCUGACGACCCGCCGUUAGAUGUCGCAGCGGAAUGCAUGCCCCCGGUACUGCGCGGAGAGAUGUUGCUGGACCGGAUGGCUGGAGGACAAGCGCGUCUCAACUACGAGCAGCUACGAAAGGAUGCCAUAGAUUUAGAAAUACAAAUCAAGCAAUUGCAGGAUGGACUAGACGCGCUGGCGAGAGUGCAAUCGCGCAGUCUAGAAAGCAGUAUUUACAGCAAAGUCAAUGAAAUACAGGAGGAAAUUUCAAUGAAAAAGUAUGACUACCGUGCUACGCAGCUUCAUCUAGCUGCAGUUAGAGCUCAAAGAGAGUUGUUCGCGGCGAAAGCGGACAGUAGCACGGCAGCAGCUGAUCGCAAGCUAUCGUCUUCAUCAGCAGGCAGCAUGAAGAAUAAGUGGCUUAAGGCUUUCCGAAGCUUAAAACCACCCAGCGCACCACUCCCUCAUGCCGCACCACCUGACAAAAAAAAUCAAAUGUACCACGCGGUGUCAACGGUUAUGGCGAUGAGACGAAAUGGCGCCGCCCGUGAUUUGCGAGGGGAUUCUGACGCUCACAACUUCCAAGAGUAUACCUACAAGAAAAUCACACCCUGUGACGUCUGCUCUCAAGUCCUUAGAGGGCAUACGCGUCAGGGUCUCCGAUGCAGAUUGUGCAAGAUGAACGUGCAUACUGACUGCAUGCCGCAAGUCGGCAGAUGUCAGACCAAAUCCCGCCUCCUCAGGAGACAAAAAAGCACAUCUGAGAUCGAAGCGCACCGGAUACAAGAAGCUGCAUUCGACGAAGAAAGUUCGAUGAGGAACUCCAAGAGUGCUCAAAUGUUGAGGCAGGCAGACCGCACCAGUCCCUUACCUGCCCCGCACUCGCCGAGACGCCAAAAGUUGAACCUUAGGAUGAAGAGUCUGUCAUUGGAUUCCCCCGAGUGUGGAGAGCUGAGACGUCGCCCUAGAGACCAACCUUCGCAAGGCAGCCGAGUAUUAUGUGACUACAGAACAUAUAGCAUGCGAUAUGGCUCCCAUAGAAUAAGUAACCAUACUAAGAUCCAUCAUUUUGCCACUUCUCAAUCUCAGUCAUCACCAUCGUCGCCAGUGCAUAGCCGAAGACAUCUGAGUGCUCGAGGUGGACGAAUGAGCAGCGUGGAGUUACCCGACGAGCCUGAUAAAAGUUUAUCUUCCAACAGUGCUAGUCCAUGCCCGUCACCAGUCAAGCAACAUAGCAAGCAUCAAAGACUCUUGCCAACAAACUUGUAUGUGAUCCUCUACAACUUUAAGUCACGCCAUGCUGAUGAACUGGACCUGAAGGCGGGCUACAAGGUGACUGUGAUCGACACUUCUGAUCCUGACUGGUGGAAGGGCAAAUGCUUGGGCAAGAUCGGUUAUUUUCCAUCCAAAUACUGCACUAAGCUGCAAGCUGGGGAAAGGCCUCUGCAAGUAACGCAUAAUCUUCAGGUAUCAGACGGAGAUAACGGGCUGAUGCUUCUCCGUGAUCAGAUCGUCAUUCAAGUAGGGGAUGAAGUUGACGGCAUGGUGAUGAUCCGCUCGGGGGACAACCGACAGGGUGUGUGUCCGGUGAAGUUUCUACAGGAAGUGUGACGCUUUAAGCUGCCCCACUUUAAUGUCAUGAGAAGACGUGGCUCAUUGUCCAAGGAAUCCAGCAAGUAUUACGAUCCGAAACCAUCCCGCAGCGCACCAGUUACCCCCUGCGACAGCGAAACAUCAACCUGGUCGGAGACGUACGAGAAUUUCAAGACGCGGCGAUCAGACAAAGCCAGCUACGAAGCAUCGACCGAAGGCAUGUGGUGGUGGCGAAGACCCUUAGGCGUGAGAAGAACAACUUGCAGACGAUGUGGAGCCUCGUCUUCUAGCAGACCCUUGCAAAUGACUCCGUGCGUACCCCAAGACGAUUACUAUUACGACCGCCGUCCGACCUCGUCAGGUGACCGACCGCUGAAUUUCGUAAGACAAUUGUUCCUUUAGAUUUCCUUGGCUCAUAAGUUAGUUACCAAAUAAACCUUGUAACUAACUUAAAUAUUUUUAUGAGUUUAUUUGGAAAAUAUUAAAGGCACCGGAUGGUUCCGAUUGUUGUCCAAAUCUAUUGGCAUAUUCAGUUACUUUUCUGGCAAUUGCUAAACAAAAUUAUGUAAGAGCGUAAAAUUACUGUCGCUGUCCAAUUAAACGUUUUAUAAGAUGACGAUCAGUUGGCAACCUUGUUGGAAGGGUUACUUAAUCGGGCAACAGGUGCAGUUUACAGGGAAAGUAUUAUCUCUACUCUUAUUUACAAUACAUUCCAAUAUACGCCUAUAAUGCAAAAAAAUAUGUAAAAUGUCCCAUUCUUAUGAAUAAUUAGGUCGGGUUAUGAGAAAUGCUCAGCACUUCACUAUGCGACAGGCGUUAAGAAUCAAAGCAAAUUUUAGAAUUUUGUAUGCCCAGUGCUCCUAGUUACUUAUCAAACAAUUUGUUUUCAAAAUUACUUUCCCAACUAGAUAAGUAUAUAGUAUACAUGAAAACUUACACUUAGACAGAUUCACUUUAAGUAUACUUACCCCGUUACGAAUAAGCUUUGUAAAGCGGUUGCUUUUAGUUACGCGAUGUUAUCAUCUUGAGAAUCUCAAACUAGCCAUAAUUACAAGAAAAUCAUUGUAAAAGUAUUCACCAGCUAGACAACGUUCAUUAAAAAUACCCUCAGUGAACAGAAAUGUAGUCCAUUGUUUGGACGCCCUUUACGACCCGGACGAUCAAAUUACGACCGAGCCAAUCUUCACGAAAAGAAGGACAUACCGAUGCAAACUACACACUACCCGAGUUCUAACGUUGUCCAGGUCCGAAUAACAUUAGUAAUUACUUUUGGGGACUGGGGUCGUAAAGGACAUGUUUCGGGCGUCUCAACCGUUGACAACAACCAAGGGCAGGUGCUCAAUAGACAAUACAGACUACCAAGAUGCCCAACGCCACCCAUCGAGGUCUGAGCCUCUAAGGAGAAGCCCUUGUUUUGACGUUAUAUAUAUCGUCUAGCCUUGGGGCUUAACUCCUAGAGAAUUUUGCGCUCGCUGCAUGCCGCGGUUACGCUGUUUAAGCCCUUCUGGUGACAGCUACGGCAAUCUAUACACGCUAACACGAAAUUUUAAAUAAGCGUUAUGUAUGUUUGUGUAUGAGUGGAUGUGUGUAAUAAAAUGUUUCUCGGCAUACAAAAUAUUAACUUUUAUUUUGACUUAACAUAUAUUGCGUCGCGUAGGGUGAGGUGCCGUUUUGCUAAUUAUUAUAUGUCAUGAACUAUAUAUAGGUACGCUUCUUAAAAAAAAUUAUAAAUCAAACCUUAUAAUUUUUAUCAACCAUUUUUCGAUAAUCCUACCUCUGUAAUAAACCCUUGCGCUGUUUUACCUACUAUUUUGAAAAAUUAUA